This is a messenger RNA of Odobenus rosmarus divergens (Pacific walrus), 832 nucleotides long. RefSeq names its product processing of precursor 5, ribonuclease P/MRP subunit (S. cerevisiae) (gene POP5). NCBI's taxonomy places the organism in Eukaryota, Metazoa, Chordata, Mammalia, Carnivora, Odobenidae. The transcript has 5 exons. The coding region runs from base 23 to 535 and encodes 170 amino acids. The record is from RefSeq and is a predicted model, not a curated record. Gene Ontology annotation, cellular component: ribonuclease P complex. Gene Ontology annotation, biological process: tRNA 5'-leader removal. Gene Ontology annotation, molecular function: ribonuclease P RNA binding.
GCCGCCGGGCGCGGAAGCAGCCAUGGUGCGAUUCAAACACAGGUACCUGCUCUGCGAAGUGGUGUCUGAUGACCCCCGCUGCCGCCUGAGUCUGGAGGACCGAGUGCUGGGCGGCCUCAUACGGGACACGAUCGCCCGCGUGCACGGGACUUUCGGCGCGGCCUCCUGCUCCAUCGGCUUCGCGGUGCGAUACCUCAAUGCCUAUACUGGAAUAGUGCUACUUCGAUGCCGGAAGGAAUUCUACCAACUUGUGUGCUCAGCUCUUCCUUUCAUCACAUAUUUGGAAAACAAAGGACACCGUUACCCGUGUUUCCUCAACACCUUACACGUGGGAGGUACAAUUAGAACAUGUCAGAAGUUCCUGAUUCGUUACAACAGGAGACAGCUGUUGAUCUUAUUGCAGAACUGCACUGAUGAAGGAGAACGGGAAGCUAUCCAGAAGUCUGUCACCAGAAGCUGUUUACUAGAGGAGAGGUCAGAUGAGGAGGAGCUUUCAGACAAUGGCGGUGAGGAGGCUGCUGAAGCAAUGGAGUGAACCUCUCUGCAGGCUGUGCUGGGCCUGAGAUUCAGGGCCCACUUGUUGGAACAGGACAUUCUGGAAGGCAGCAGCAUCUGCUAGUUUGCCAAAAUGGAUGACUGCGGACCAGAGGCCAAGGUAUCAGCUCAAAAUGGAGGACUUGUUCACUUAAACUGAAGUCACCUUUACCUAGCGCUGCCUAAGUGGUUCUGCAGGUGGUGAACCCCCAGUAGUUACAGACGUCUCUAUCUAAUUGCCUGGCUGAGCAGGUUUAAUAAAAGUACUUGGCAAGGCGCCUGGGUGGCUCAGUCCGUU